GAACUUAUUUUCCGAAGCUCGUACCGCAAUCUUUCUAUUUCCUGGUGCUUUUAUCUCCAUAUCUCAAAAUCCAGGUUUGCUUGCGCAUCGCCCAUUUGGCAAGGGCUUCCACUGUCAAUGGAUCAACUCAGUACCCCGGCGUCCCAGCAGCUGUCGGGAUCCAAAGUCGAAGUGUGUAGUCGCUUAUGUGAAGGUUCUCAUGUCUCGCCUCUCGAAACUCCAGCACCUGAGCCUCAGUCUACGUUUCUCCCAACCACGGACCGGGAGCCUCCGUCGGUCGACAUGCAAGAACAGGGCGUUGGACCGAGUAAUAUUCCAAAAAUGGCGAAUUCAGCGCCUUUAGGUCUCUGUGCGUUUGCAUUGACCUCAUUUGUAUCAAAUUUCGUCAAUAUAUACGCACAUGAUAGGACAUUCGGUGGCAUCGACGUAGGAUUGCCGUUGGCUUAUGGAGGGCUGGCUCAGAUGUUCGCUGGUAUCUGGGAGAUGGCAGUGGGGAAUACCUUCGGGGCUACAUCCUUUUGCUCCUACGGGGCCUAUUGGAUUACCUCUGGCAUCAUGUCCGCUGUCAACAGGUCCGAAAAUCCCUCAAGAACUCCGAGUGGUGCGUCAAAUACGUGUUCGCCAGAGACCUUGAUGGGUGCCUUCCAUUUGGCGUGGUUCAUCUUCACAACCCUAAUGCUUUUGUGCACACUGAAAUCAAGUAUUGGGAUGUUCCUACUCUUCUUCUUUCUCGAUAUGAACUAUCUUCUUCUGGGAAUUGCGCAUCUACGAUGCGACUCGAAUGGUGACAUUCCUGUAACAAUUCAAAGAUGCGGUGGUGUCUUCGGUAUUCUGGCCUCAUUCGCUGCCUGGUACAAUGCCUUAGCUGGGCUGUUUGAUGAAAUCAACGGAUUCUUCGUAGUUCCCUUGGGCCAGUUCCCGUGGUCACCCGCCGCUCGAGCUCAUCGAUCCAGGGUGAAAAAGAAUAUGUGA
This is a messenger RNA of Penicillium chermesinum, 972 nucleotides long. RefSeq names its product acetate uptake transporter family protein. NCBI's taxonomy places the organism in Eukaryota, Fungi, Ascomycota, Eurotiomycetes, Eurotiales, Aspergillaceae. The annotation marks the transcript as partial. Gene Ontology annotation, molecular function: acetate transmembrane transporter activity. The record is from RefSeq and is a predicted model, not a curated record. Gene Ontology annotation, cellular component: plasma membrane. The transcript has 3 exons.